Molecule: messenger RNA, 1545 nt
Organism: Schistosoma intercalatum
Lineage: Eukaryota; Metazoa; Platyhelminthes; Trematoda; Strigeidida; Schistosomatidae
Source: the annotation of a GenBank genome assembly
AUCGUUUUCGUUACUUUAAGAAUGGACGUCAUCAGACACAUUGUGGCUGAACUCAAUCCAAAUCUAAAAGUGUAUUGAUUUGGCCGCUUCUGCAAAACUUCACAAACUGUCGAAGUGACGCACCAAUCGUUUUACAACAGCUUGACCUUCAAGUGCUCAGCAACCUCCAAAGUGGACGAUACCCUUGGAGUGUUGCCGUUUUUUGUAACAGGAUGAAUAAGGUUAUGUACAAUCCAGGACGUAUUCAACUGUUCAAUCUACUGAACGGAAUAUUAUGCGUUUAUAAAUCACCUGGGUUGAAUGUUGAAAAAUUAACCAGAAAUGUGAAAUGCUCAUUGGCAGAUGCUUUUAAUUCACUUCCAGCUGAAAAACAGUCGAUCAGAACGAUCAUUCAGACAUCCGGUGAUGUCAACUGUAUUCUACCAAAAAUAAUUACAGAACCUGAUAUUGUUGAUAGUGAUCUUGUAUUGGGUAAACGUUUUCUUCCAGGAGAUAUUAUGUUAUAUCCUAUUGAUCCCCUUAGUGAUUUUAUGUCUGGUGUGCAAGUCUAUGGUAUUGGAGAAGAUGGUAUUUACAAUUAUGCUGAUCAGUUCGAACAAUCUUCUUGGCUUAAAACCUAUCACUUAACAUGCAUGAUGGGACGUGCAUCAACUGAUGGAACAGCCAGUAGUACAACAUUACUAAGAGCUUCAUGGAGACAUGUUCAAAAAUGCAAAAUAGAUCAGGUUCUUGUUGGACUACAAGCUCAAUUCAAUGCUUCUGGAUUAUUACAAGCAGGACUUCGUCCUAAUUCACAAAACGCAUAUCUAGCACUGUGUGGUCGUAGAGCUGGCAGUGAUCUUCGUCCGGUAAAACCCACACACGGCGUGGAAGAUUAUGAAGGAGAGGAACAGUUACUUUCACCAUGGGAACGUCCAAUGCCGGAUGAAAAUCGAAAUCCCGAAACAAUACCUAAUCGUAAGUAUGAGUGGGAAGAAGAAAGAAGGCAAAUGGCACCUUAUGUAAAUGCGAUGUGUUGUGUGGAUUUUGAUCCUCCGUUUUUUACAAUUGAAAUUCAAGUUACACAUGAAACAUUGAAGUUUUUCACUGAUUUAGUUGCUAAUCUUGGUCCAAAAUUACGUACAGCUACUUUAUUAUCAAAAGUUAGACGAGUUAGACAUGGACCAAUCACAGCGGAAAAUUCAUUACUUAUGAAACAUUUACAUAAUAUACCUAUUGAAUUUCAUCAUGAAUUUAUUCAAUGUAUCAAUGAUAUAUUAAUACAAUAUAAAAAACAUGAUAAAAAUUUAUCUAUACCAUUAGAAAUGGAUUUUAUAGAAGAUUUGAAUUUAUUAGAACAUUUAAUGAAUCGUACACAAGGUAAAUAUGGUUAUCAUGUAUUUGAGAAUUUGUUUCAAUGUAAUCAAUUAUAUUCAAUAGGAUUUGAAUGUACUAAACAAUAUAAAUAUCAUAUGGUUCCAAUAAAUUCUUAAUUAUUAUUGAUGAUGAUUAUUUGUAUAUUCAUACAAUGUGUACAUAAUGUUUCAAUAUAUUAAUUGUAUAUAA